Chelmon rostratus (copperband butterflyfish) is the source of this 1258-nucleotide messenger RNA. RefSeq names its product growth arrest and DNA damage-inducible protein GADD45 beta-like. The record is from RefSeq and is a predicted model, not a curated record. Gene Ontology annotation, biological process: regulation of cell cycle. Gene Ontology annotation, cellular component: nucleus; cytoplasm. Lineage: Eukaryota; Metazoa; Chordata; Actinopteri; Chaetodontiformes; Chaetodontidae. The transcript has 4 exons. The coding region runs from base 213 to 695 and encodes 160 amino acids.
GAAACAGCAGACGUCUCUUCUCUCAGACUCACAUCACGGACUUAACUCAGAACCUGUGAACUUGUCUAUCGGACUCUGGAAGGAUCUUUGGACCGAUCCGGAUUACCGCUGGUUGGGACUUUGUUCCGGGACGUUCAGGGGACAGCAGCCUCUCUGCGCUGUGGAUUUUUCUUAUUAUCCUGGAUCUUGUGGAUUAUUUUACUGACUUCAACAUGACUCUUGAGGAGGUCGUUGGAUCCAACAGCACCGAGAAAAAGAUGGAGACGGUGAGUCAGGCUCUGGAGGAGCUGCUGGUCGCGGCUCAGCGGCAGGACUGUCUCACGGUGGGGGUCUACGAGUCCGCCAAGCUCAUGAAUGUAGACCCGGACAGCGUGGUCCUGUGCGUCCUCGCCACCGAUGAGGAGGAUGAAGACGACAUCGCGCUGCAGAUCCACUUCACGCUGCUGCAGGCUUUCUGCUGCGACAACGACAUCAACAUCCUGCGGGUGUCCGGCAUGAGGCGGCUGGCUCAGCUGCUGGGGGAGGACACCGAGGACAGCAACGGCAACGAGCCGCGGGACCUGCACUGCAUCCUGGUCACUAAUCCUCCGGUGCAGCCGCUGCAGAGUCAGGCCCUGCAGGACAUCAGCAGCUUCUGUGAGGAGAGCCGCUGCAGGAACCAGUGGGUCCCCUGUCUGGACCUGCAGGACCGCUGAGCCGAGCCGGAUCCAUCCAAACCGAACCAGUCCGCUGAGGAGCGGUGAGAAAGAGUCCAAACAGCCGCCCCCUGCUGAGGAGGAAUAACGGCGUUUGAGGAAAGACAGGGACCGGACACACCGGAGCCUUCCUGCUGCCUGAUUGGCUGAUUGAUUUGACCGGGGGCGCGUGAGAUGCCGGGACCGGGACCGGACGGGUUUUGAAAGCCGGACACGGACUCCCGUUAGAGGAGGGAGGACUGUGGAGCAGUAUUCAGGUCCGGGAGCUGCAGAGAGGGGAGAGGUUAAUGAAAUGUCACGUGACUGACCGACAGCCGCUGGGUGUCACGUGACUGACCUGGUGAAUGAAUGAACUGAAGUUGCACGUGAAGCUUCGGACCACCUGAGCUGCAGCUGCUCACACAUGAACUGAGGUGACGUUUCAGGACGGGUGACGUCAUGUGUUAUAAUUUCUUGUUGUUAGUGACGAAAUAUAAACACUGAGGUGACAGCUGAUUAUUUAAAGGAGCAGAGUAAUAUAUGUGAAUCCACCUGUUGAUUCUGUCUGAUCAAUAAAUUAUUGA